Molecule: messenger RNA, 2916 nt
Organism: Pecten maximus
Lineage: Eukaryota; Metazoa; Mollusca; Bivalvia; Pectinida; Pectinidae
Product: proline-rich extensin-like protein EPR1
Exons: 1
Source: RefSeq, a predicted model, not a curated record
UGGACAACGCGCCACGACACCCCAAACGCGAAACCGACACCCGAAACGCGCACGCGACACCCGCACGCGACCGGACACCCCACGCGCACCACACCCCCGCACCGCCGAAACCGACACCCCGCACGCGCACGACACCCGCACGCGCACCGACCCCCACGCAGCGCAACCGCACCGCACCCACCGCACGCCACGACACAACGCACCGACACCCCAGCCACGACACCCACCCCCACACCCGACCCCACGCGCACCGACACCCCGCACACACCCCGCACCGCACACCACACGACACCCCCCACGCCACAGACACCCCACGCGCACGAACCCAACGCGCACCACACCCCCACGCGACCGACCCCCACGCGCACGACACCCGCACGCCACCGACACCCCACGCGCACCGACACCCCGCACGCGCACCGACACCCCCCGCGAACGACCCCCAGCGACCGCGAAAAACCCGCGCACCGAAACCCGCACGGCACCGACACCCGCACGCGCACCGACAGACCGCACGGCACCGACCCCAGCCCGACACCCGCACGCGCCGCACCCCACGCGCACAACACCCCACAGCGCCCGACACCGCAACGCGCAACACACCCGCACGCGCACCGACACCCGCACGCAGACACCCACACCACCGACACCCGCACGCGCACCACAACCCAGGCACCGACACCCCAAGCCACGACCACCCCGCACCCAGCACACCCCGCCACACCCCGCCGCGCAACGACACCCCACCCGACCGCACCCACCGCCCCACCCACCCACAGCGAACCACAACCACGCACCGACACCCACGCACUACACACCCACGCGCACCACACCGCACGCGCACGAACGACCCCCGACACCAACCACACACCCCCGCACCGACAGCCACCGCCACCGACACCCGCACGCGCACCAAAGACCCCCAAACCCGCAGCCCACACCCCCAACCACACACCCACGCGACAACAGCCCCACGCGCACAACCCCGGCGCGCACCCCGCCCCACCCAGCCACGGCACGACACCCGCACGCGCAGACACCCGCACGGCACCGCACACCGCACGCGACACCGACCCGCACGACACCCGCACCGCACCACACCGACCGCCCCCACCCCACGCGCACCGACACCCCACGCGCACCGACACCCCCGCGCACCGACACCCCACGCGCACGACACCCCACGCGCACGACACCCCACGCGCACCGACACCCGCACGCGCAGCGAACCCGCACGCGAAAGGACACCCGCACGCGCACCGACACCCACGCGACCACACCCGCCCCGCACCGACACCCCCACCGCACCCACCGCAGCGCACCGACACCCCACUGCGCACCGAACCAGCACCGACACCCCACCCCGAACCGCACACACGCAGCGACACCCCCACGCGCAGCGACACCCGCACGCGAACCGCGAACCCCCCGACGCACCGACCCCACACCGCACACACCCGCACGCGCACCACACCCCACGCGCACGACACCCGCACGCCACACCCGCCACCACACCCCCACGCUCACCGACACCCCACGCCCACCGACACCCGCACCGCACCACAGCCCCACACACCCACACCCACCCACCCACGCGCCGACACCGCACGCGACCAACCCCAGCGCAACGACACCCCACGCGCACGACACCGCACGCGCACGACACCCCACCGCACGACCACCCACCGAACCGACCCCCACCCCAGACCCACCACCACAGCGACACACACCGCAGCGCCACCACACCCCACCCCACCGACCCCCACGCCACCGACACCCCGUCCACACGCACGCACCCACCCCACAACCGCGUCCCGACACCCCCACCCCGACCCCCGCACGCCACCACCCACCCGCCACACCAACCGCACACCACCCACGCGCACCGAACCCCACAGCGACCCGCACGGACGACACCCGCACGCGCAACCACCCGCACGCGCACCGACACCCCACGCGACCGACCAACCGACCCCCCGCGCGCACCGACACCCGCGCGCACCGACACCCGCACGCACACCCCGCAGCGCAAACCCCACCGCACGACACCCCACGGCACCGACACCCGCGCGCACGCCGCACGCACCCCCACGCGCCCCGAACACCACGCCACCGACACCCCACGCGCACGCGACAACCGCACGCGCACCGACACCGCACGCGCAGCCCCCGCACGACCCCACGCCGACACCCACGCGCACGACACCCGAAGCGCACGACACCGCCGCGCACAACACCCGACGCGCACCGACACCCACUCACCCGCCGCCCGACACCCGCACGCGCACAAACCCCCCACGCCCCACCACCCACGGACGACACCCGCACCUCACCGACACACACCACACCCCACCCCACACCCCACCGCAACCGACACCGCACCCACAACCCCACGCCACCCACCCCACGCGCACGACACCCCACGCCACCGACACCCCCGCGCACGACACCCGCACGCGCACCGACACCCACGCGCACCGACACCGCACGCGCACCAACCCGCCACGCGACACACCCCCACGCGCACGACAACCGCACGCGCACCGACACCACGCGCACGACACCCACGCGCACCGACACCCACGCGCACCACCCCGCCCGCACCACACCGCACCGACCGAACACCCCCACGCGCACCGAACCGCACCGCACCGACACCACCCACACCGGCACGACAACCACGGCACGACACCGCACGCGCACCGCACCGCACGGCACCGACACCCGCAGCCCCCAAAACCCCGCACGCCACAACCCCCACGCGCACACACCCGCCCCCACACCCGCAGCCCCCGGCCGCACCCACGCAGGCACCGACACCCCCGCCACCGCACCCGCACCGCACCGACACCCACGCGCACCGAACCCGCACGCCCACGCCACCGCACCGACGACCCGCACGCGCACCGACAACCC